Molecule: messenger RNA, 2235 nt
Organism: Cordyceps militaris CM01
Lineage: Eukaryota; Fungi; Ascomycota; Sordariomycetes; Hypocreales; Cordycipitaceae
Product: 3-hydroxyacyl-CoA dehydrogenase, NAD binding domain, putative
Exons: 2
Coding region: 1-2235 (744 amino acids)
Biological process (GO): fatty acid metabolic process
Molecular function (GO): oxidoreductase activity, acting on the CH-OH group of donors, NAD or NADP as acceptor; NAD+ binding
Source: RefSeq, a predicted model, not a curated record
AUGGGCUUUACACUGCCCUCUACAGACGGUCGCGUUGUCACCGUUCUCGGUGGCGGCGUCUUGGGUCGCCGCAUCGCGUGCGCCUGGGCCGCGUCGGGGUUUGACGUUGUUAUUCGGGAUCCCAGCUCGGAGCAGCGCAUGGCCGCCGUGCACUACUGCGAGACGAGCUUCGGCCAGUACUCGGACUGUGCGAAGCGCGGCUCCGCCACCGCCGCCGAGGACCUCAAGGCGUCCGUCUCCAACGCCUGGCUCGUCAUCGAGGCGGUCCCUGAGAAACUGCCGCUCAAGAUCUCCACCUUUGCCGAUUUGGAAAAGCUCGCGCCGCCCGACGCUAUCCUCUGCAGCAACUCCUCGUCCUACAAGAGCCGCGAAAUGAUUGACGGCCUGCAGGCGGCCACGAAGCAGCGCAUCCUCAACAUGCACUACUACAUGCCGCCCGGCAACCGUGUCGUGGAGCUCAUGACCGAUGGCGAGACGGAUGAGGCCAUCUUUCCGUUCCUCGUCGAGAAGCUCCGAGCGGUCGGGAUGCACCCCUACGUCGCCCGCAAGGAAUCCACCGGCCUCAUCUUCAACCGCCUGUGGGCGGCCAUUAAGCGCGAGGUCCUCACCAUUCUCGCCGAAGACGUGUCGACGCCCGAGGAGAUUGACAAGCUUUGGCUCGAGGUCUGGGGCGGCAACAAGAGCGGUCCCGUCGGCAUGAUGGAUGCCGUCGGCCUCGACACGGUGUCAUUUAUCGAGCAGCACUACAUUGACGAGCGCGGCCUGCCUAACACGCCGGUCGACUUCCUGAAGAAGUACAUUGACGACGGCCGCCUGGGCACCAAGUCGGCCAAGGGCGGCUUGCUGCCGCCCGGCGGUGCGGCUCUGAGCGUGGACAAUGCGGCCAGCAACUACGACGACCUGCACCUGCCGCUUCUCUACUUUCUCGACAUUGGACUUGCUGCCGACCCGCACGAGGCCUUAAACGCCGGCCGUGUCCUGGUUGGUGCCGCGGAUGAGCGCCCGCUGAAAGAGCUGGUGGGCAAACAGAACACGCCUGACGGCAUUGAUGUCGCUCUGUCUGUUGGCAAGCUCUUUUGGACGAGUAUGGGCAUCCCGAGCAAGAAUGAUGGUGCAAUCUGGAGCUCCAACCUCGACGGUAGCGAUGCCAAGGUUGUGAUUCCACCCGGAUCUGUGCACACCCCGAAGCAGCUCGUCAUUGACCAGGUCAGCUCGAAACUGUACUUUUGUGACCGCGAGGGCCUGCGCGUGCAUCGCUGCAACUUUGACGGCUCCAGUCUGGAGACGAUUGUCGAGACGGGUGAUUUCCACAACAAGGAGCACAAGGAGGAUCAGACACGCUGGUGCGUCGGCGUCAUUGUGUCCCCUGCGACGGGCAAAUUCUACUGGACCCAGAAGGGAUCCUCCAAAGGCAACAAGGGGCGCAUUUUCCGCGCCAACAUUGACUUUCCAAAAGGAGAGACGGCAAAGAACCGCACUGAUAUCGAGACGCUGCUCCAGGGGUUGCCCGAACCCAUCGACCUAGACGUGGACGAGGAAGGCGGCCAUCUCUACUGGACCGACCGCGGCGAGCUGCCUCUCGGGAACAGCAUCAACCGGGUGAAGCUGGAUGGCAUCACGCCUGUGCGGGAUGCAAAACUGACAAGCAUGCCCGGGAAGAAUUAUGAGCUACUGGUCAGGAACUUGCACGAGGCCAUUGGCAUCAAGCUGGACCUCAGAAACCGCCACCUGUACACGACUGAUUUGGGAGGCGCUGUGUAUAGGUUCAACAUGGACGGCACGGGCAGGAAGAGAUUUCCCGAGAUUAUAAAUUGUGAAAUAGCAACUGCAGCGUCUGCUUUCUCCCCUUUCCCCCCUAUGCUUCUGAUCGUAUCCUAUCGCACGCUUCGUGGCGCUUGCCCCCCAUCAGAACAGGUCCGCCAUUUCGUUGGCAAGUCGUUUCAAGCGGCGCUGUUGGCGCUUCUCAUCCGCCAUGCCGUGAAGUCGUUCUGCGAGCUCGCGCCUAUCCUUGGCGGGCAUCACGUCGGGGUCAUAGCACGACACCGCCAUCCAGGUGCCGCCGCCCGGGUGCUCGGCGCCGUCUACCGCUUCCACAAAACGGUCGAGGGCGCCGCGGCUCGGCAGGCAGACCCAUCCGUACCGGUGCCUGGUCUGCUUGGCGACGCCGACCGCGACCGGCUCCCACUCCGCAAACCUGUCCAGCAGAGCUUCCGCAACGAGCACAUCCCCGGUUGA